UAAUGAUUGUCGAUUGACAUCACGAUUCACUGCUGAAAUUACAAGUGAAAUCUCAGAAUAACGAAUCCUAGUGGAAUCCUAGUGAAAUACGGAAAAGUAUAGUGAAUUAAUAGUUCAAUAUUCAUAUUUUAGCUACAUAUUUGAUAGUAUAGCUUUAUAAAAAUAUUAUCUAGACGUUGAUGUUGCAAGAAUAAGAAGACGUACCUAUCAAUUCAAUAAAUAUAAGAUAUUAUCUAAGAUAUAAAUUUCAUCAUUCGAUUUAUUACUUAAUUUACUAAACCGUAAAAAGAUAACGAAGAUUUUGUGGUGCCUUCAAGAAACUUCAGUUGACAUUCACAAUGAUUGAAACAUGUUCAAAGAGAUGUAUGUUUUUUGGAACUCUAUCACUAGGAAUCUUGACAAUUGUAGUUCUAAUAUUAGAAUCACAUCUUGCUGAUACUUUAUCUGGUAGUCAAAGGAGGAAUAAGACAUUUCCAACAGAAAAUAACUCAACAUGUUGGAUCAAUCAGCCGUAUACAAUUAUAAGUGAAUGUCACCCCUGUUCAGAUUUCGAAAUUCGAAGCAAAAGCAUUGGUGUAUGCAUACACACAAGUUUUAAAGAAAUAUUAAAAUGUGAGAAUGGAGAAACGGUCACUAGAAGCUGCGAUCGUGUAGCAUAUUUAGAAGAAAGAGCCUUCUGGAAAUUCACAAUUUGGACCUUUAUAGUUGGCAUGGUGUCCUCUAUUGCUGUGAUGUUAAGAAUGAGAGUUUUGAAUCAUAGAGCAAAGAGGAGGGCGAGGCAAGCGCUUGCUAAUGGAACUAUUUAAGCAGACUUAACAUGUAUUAAUUAUUUAUUGUGAUAACAUGUAAGUAAUCAAAAAGUAUUUGAUUUAAAUAAUAUGUAUAUCAAUAAAAUUUUAUUAUAAAAAUAA
Molecule: messenger RNA, 911 nt
Organism: Colias croceus (clouded yellow)
Lineage: Eukaryota; Metazoa; Arthropoda; Insecta; Lepidoptera; Pieridae
Gene: JTBR
Product: protein JTB
Exons: 4
Coding region: 339-806 (155 amino acids)
Biological process (GO): mitotic cytokinesis
Cellular component (GO): cytoplasm; membrane; midbody
Source: RefSeq, a predicted model, not a curated record